Molecule: messenger RNA, 805 nt
Organism: Maniola jurtina (meadow brown)
Lineage: Eukaryota; Metazoa; Arthropoda; Insecta; Lepidoptera; Nymphalidae
Exons: 1
Coding region: 145-672 (175 amino acids)
Source: RefSeq, a predicted model, not a curated record
CAACAGGUGAAACUGGGUAGCGUCAGCAAACUUAACCAGACUGCAAGGGACCACAAUAGAUUGGGAUGUGAUAAUGAUGACUGGAAGCGCUUUCCAAACGAAAGGUGUUGAGAGAUCGCUGCAAUUACAGCGCGACGGGCAGUUAUGAUCUUUUUGCCGAAGACCCGUUUGCCGUUAUCUUGGUUUAGAUGCGCGGCAAAAACGCAGCGAGCGCAGUGUGGACGCUUCUUCCGUCAAGGUUGGACGCUGACGCGAUACAGGAACAUGUCUUCCCGAUACCUUGUUACCUUCCUUUGUAUAUCGUGCUUGAUAUAUAAUCAGGCAACAGCCAGGCCGGUUCGAAAAACUUUAAAUUUCAACAUGUUCGUGCUCCAACCACACGAAGGAACCCCUGAUCGAUCUAUCCUAGCGACUGAUGGUGUGUCAAGGUUUGGACCAAUUUUGGAAUACUUGGUGCAACGCGUCCAAGGACUUAUGUCGGUUCGUCUGCCACCUGAAGAGGCGAGUUAUCAUACAGACGAAAAAGUACCUGAUGUCUCAGAGAAUGAAGUUGAUGGUGUACAAACCAAGAUGCCAGGAGUAGUUGUCCGACCUUCUCGCGUAAAACCUGGGACCUAUGAUGUGGAGAUCGAUGUGGUAGUCGAUGAUGAACAGCCGAAUAAAAUCGAUUGAACGCUCGAUGUCUCGCACAGAAUUGGAAAAUCGUGAUAAAUGUUGCAUUUACUGAUCAGUGUAUUUGGUAUUGGACUUUUUAUUUAUUCUUGCCAUAUUGUUGAGUUGAAUAAAUUAUUUUUUGUGAUAUGUA